UCUUAGAUAGUCACAAUGCGGCUGCUGCUCCUGCUCUGGGCGCUGCUGGCCGGCGAGGGGGCCGGGAUCCCGCCGCACGAGGACGCGGCGCGCGUGGCCCGCUACGUGGUUCACCAGUGCGACUGGGGCGCGCUGGCCACGCUGUCCGCGCGCGAGCCGCUGCGGGGCCGCCCCUUCGCCAACGUCUUCUCGCUGAGCGACGGGCCGCCCGGGCCCCGCGGCAGCGGCGUCCCCUACCUCUACCUCACCGCGCUGGAGGUGUCCGUGCAGGACCUGCAGGUGGAUGCAAAUGCCUCCCUAACAGUGUCUUUGGCACAGACUCCUUAUUGCAAGAAGAGAGGCUAUGAUCCCCAGAAUCCUCUGUGUGCCCACAUUAUCUUCUCUGGGACUGUUGAUAAGGUGAAUGAUACAGAAGCUGUCUUUGCAAAGCUAGCAUUAUUCAGUCGACACCCUGAGAUGGCAAGCUGGCCUCGAGAUCAUAACUGGUUCUUUGCCAAAUUCAACAUCACCAAUAUCUGGGUCCUGGACUACUUUGGUGGACUUAAAACUGUGACUCCACAAGAAUAUUACAAUGUCACACCUUAGUAGAGGAAAAUCCUGGAUAUUAUCGACAUACAAACUAACUUCCUGGCCUUUCGCCAUGCUUUGUUUCAAGGGAGAGUAUCUUCUCAUUCGCUUCUAGAGCUGAGUUAAUAUGGAAAAAAAAAAAUCACAAAUGCGCUCAAUUUUUAAUGAGCUUGCUUUGUGUAUACUCCCACAUAUUUGUAUUCACAUCUCACAAACAUUUGUGUAAUUGAGCUUUACUGGCAAGAAUGAUCACACAAGUGAAUUUGCAAAUCUCACGUGAGUAUUCCUGUUGAGGAAAAUGUGUUAAUCAGGGCAUAGCCAUGGGUGGGCCACACCCAGGCCUACCCAAAUCUGAGCCAGUGUGAAUCCCCUCCCUCCCCUGUUAUAGGGAAUGGAGAAGGAAAUGGAAAGCCUGUUCUUCCCUCCUGUCUCUAGCUUUUCUGGAUUGGCUAGUAACAGCUUCCCUCAACGGGGGGAGGGGUGGGGAGGCUACAAGUAGGGGGAACACAGCUGCCCUGCAGGAUCAUGUAAAGACACUUUAUAGACCCCAGGGAUUGGGGAGGGUGGAGUGCUGUGCACCCAGUGGUGGCAGGGAUCAGAGCCAGAUGGCGUCAGCUACAGAACAGAGAAACAGGCUGCUGCUUCUGCAGUGUGGAGCCCAGCCAAGCUCUCUCAUCAUUGCCCAUCUACCAUAAAUUGGUACCCAGUCAAAUUUCUAUUUCUAGCUGUGCUACUGAUGUUAAUAUGUCUGAGCACGAACAGUUUUAAAAUAUCAAUCUGUAUGGUUUUAAACAACUAUGUCUAAUAAAUAAGGCUAAGGUUUGGUCAUCGGUAUUUAUAGCAAAAGUUAUGGACAAGUCAGGGCCCUGAAUUUUUGUUUAUUGCCUGUGACCUGUCCCUGACUUUUACUAAAAAUACCCCUGAGUAAUUCUUAGCUGCUCCUAGGGUGCUGCUGCUCUUGGGGGACUCGGGGCCAAAGGCUGGCCUCUGCUCUGGCAGUGGGAGCUGACUGCCUCUGGCCACCUGUUGCUCUGAGUCCCCCGGGGACUACUCUCCAAUGGCCUCUGGGGCCAUCCCCGGGGCCGCUGCUCGGAUGGCUUUACGGCCAGCCGCACUGGCCGCUGCAGCUGUGGAGGUCAUGGAAUCAUGACCCCCGUGACAUUCACAGCCUUACUAAUAACUCAGGUUAUGAUUUGUUGUGGAUUGUUUGCAUGCAGAAGAGGGUUAAGUUUAUCUAAAACUACUUGAGUAUUAGCUCAGCUCUACACAUUUCUCUGUCUUGAUUAAAUCAUUUUUGUUUGUGGGCUCUCUAGAAAGAGAGAACUUCUUAAAAUAUCAGUUAUGUUCUGGUCAUAGCCUUUGGGGCAGAGUAAACUGUAACCAGCUACGUUCUGCAGUGUGGCCUGGGGCUGAUGACGUCUAGAAUAUGGAAUGGACUAUUUGCAUCAAGAUGGUGAGUGAAUUGCUGGGAACCUGAAGGCUCCAGGAACCUCGAUUGCACAUUAUUGAUGAGUACAGCUGCAGUCUGAAACACUUCCUGUUUAGGUACUUAUAUAGCUCUCAUCAUUGUAAUGUAGUGAUACUCAGACCUCAGUGGUUCAGGAGCCAAAUUAGCAAUCAACAUUACCCAAAAGAGCCAUAGUAGUGUGAAUUUCUUGUUUCAUUUACCAUUUGUUAUAAUUAUUCUCAUUCUCACAGCAAAAUGAUUGACCAGAUAGUCUACAAUUGGUUAAUAACAUAGUAAAAGCAUCCUGAUUGGUUAUAACUUAGAUUUUAAAUCAUAGUGUUUUAAUAUUGUGCUGAAAAGAGCCACAGGAGAUGCAUUAAAGAACCACUCCUGGCUCCCAAGCCUCAGUCUGAGUAUCACUGCCGUAGUGUGUCUCUUAUGAAAACUAAAUGUAUCUUUCAGGCUCCUGACAAGUUGCUGACAUAGCCUUAAAGUUGGGCAAAGCUUGUGUGCCCUUAAUUCUUUAGAAAUAAGAUGCUAUGAAUAGUGAAAAUGUCUGAUACUUGCGUGUCAGUUACUAAUUCUUCUGCUACUGAAAACUUCAUCAUAUGACUGUUAAAUCCACUCUUCAUUCUGGAAUUCCUCCACUCACUCACUCAUCGCUUACAUAGCAUUUGGCUUGUGAAUUCAGUGUAGGCACUGUGAAAAGGGGGUCCAUUAUUUACUAGUAGCGUAUAACUUCUGAAUCCAUGAAGAAAAGUCUUUUGCUUUAUAAAUCUAAUCAGUUGAUAGGCGAACAACUUUAUAUUCUCCCAACAAUAGAACUAGUUUGCGGGGCAGGUUUUUUUAAAGCAUAUAAGGAACUUUUCAGUGAGGGGGGGGGAGGUUUAUGAAAUGUAAUAUAGCUGUUUCAUCCUUUGAAGUGGUCUUAGUUCACAUUAGUCAAUGAAAACGCUUAUGAAAAACUUAGCUCCUUGCUCUUUAAGUGUCCCUCUGUCAAGUGGGAUUGAGUUACAGAAUUAAACCUCUAUUUGUGUCCUAUCUGAUCUCCCAAGUGCUAAAUUCACAAGAAGUGUCAGAAAGGACCACCUCAGCAGAUUAAUUUGAAUUGAACUCCUAAUGAGGAAGUAUUGUCUGGUGGCUAGAGCAGGGGACUUGAGAAUCAGGAUGUCUUAGUGAGUCAGUAGCAGGCAUGGAAAUAGAACAGUGUGCAUGGUUAAAUUGCGUAACCUCUCUUCUUCGCUAUAGUGUGGCAGUAUUACUAUUUACCAUAUAAAGUGUUGGAAGAUUUGUAAAUCACUUUGAUUAUCUUUGAUAGAUUAUCAGUCUGCUGUAGGUAAACUACUCCCUUCCCUUCUUCGUAAAGGGAAAAUCUAGCCAAGUUACUAAACUUUGAAACACUUUUGGUAAACUAAUUGGGAAGAUAAUUGGGAACUGAAGAAGCUUGCAUUUUGGAAAUGACUCGUGUUGGAUAGAUAAUGCUGACUCUAGAUGCAGAAUCAGCAAAUAAUUUUAUAUUAAUAUAUAUUUUUAAAAAUUGGAGAGCUCUCAAGUGACUCUAAAUUGUCAGAAGGACUUGUUGCAUCCAUUCUAAUGGAAGUCCUUGGAUUCUCUUCUUGUGCUUCUGGAGAGUGACUUAUGAGUCAAUGUAUUUUAUUCUGUAUGAACAACAUCUGGUGCUUGGCAUUUGUAACAAUUAAAAUCUAUUUUUAUGGUAAA
Molecule: messenger RNA, 3733 nt
Organism: Gopherus evgoodei (Goodes thornscrub tortoise)
Lineage: Eukaryota; Metazoa; Chordata; Testudines; Testudinidae
Gene: CREG1
Product: cellular repressor of E1A stimulated genes 1
Exons: 5
Coding region: 16-585 (189 amino acids)
Source: RefSeq, a predicted model, not a curated record